CCGCGCUUUCCGUCGGUCGGUCCUUCCUUCCUGCUUCGUCUCCACGCCUCGAGCUAUGGGGCAGAGCCCCCGAUACGUUAGCACCACCUGAGGACCCGGAAACCGCCUCCACGAUGGAAGAGGACCAGGAACUGGAGAGUGUAGGGAGGAGAUGAAUUCUAGGGAGGCUGGAGUAGAGGCAGAGAGAGACACUGUAAAGAGUUGAAGUGACCUACCUGGAAGGAUGGAAGCUAAUGAUGGAGAAGAGAAGGAAAGCCAUAGAAGAACUGCUUAAGGAGGCAAAACGUGGAAAAACUAGAGCCGAAACAAUGGGACCCAUGGGUUGGAUGAAGUGUCCUCUUGCUGGUACCAAUAAAAGAUUUCUAAUUAACACAAUUAAAAACACAUUGCCCUCUCAUAAAGAGCAAGACCAUGAACAAAAAGAGGACGAUAAGGAACCAGCGAAGAGCCAGGCCCAGAAAGAAGAAAACCCGAAGAAACACAGAAGCCAUCCUUACAAGCACAGCUUCCGUUCCCGAGGUUCCGUCAGUUACUCCCCACCACGGAAGCGGAGCAGCCAGGACAAGUACGCAAGGCGGCCCAGCCGGCGGUGAGGCCAGAGCCAGGGCCAGCCAGCCCUGCGGGCUCCGUGCUCCUUCGGGUGCGGUGUGCAGAGAAAGCGUUAGCUGGCAGGGCAAACAUCUGAGAGCGACUUUUACAGUAGAUCCUUUGUUGUUCUUAAAGAGGCUGCUGGCCACCGGCAAAAAAUGACCUAGCAACUCUUCCAGGAAACAAGGACAAAGGAGGAUGUCUUGGCAAGCUUCAGCUACUUCUGCAGUGUAGUAGACAUGUAUUAUUGUUAGUCUAUCUUGUUUGGAAGUGUGUUUCAAAAUAUGUGUAGAAUUUAAAGUUUUCAGAGAUUCUUAAAACUAGUUCCAAUUUUUUGGUCAUUUCUCAAAAAAAAAAAAACCACUUAUAAAUCGUAUAUGUUACUUUUUGGGGUUAUCAAAUUUAAAAUUUAGAAAUCAUCAGUCCAGGGACCAUAUUUUUGAAAAGCUGUAGCCCUCCAAGGUCUGGGAAUUUAUCAAGAAACUCUUUGAUAGCUCUGCAUUUGUUUCUCUUUAGGUGAACAAUGUAGGACAUCCUCAAAGUGGCUUUGAAUUUCAUGCUCCACUUCAGUUACCAGAGGUUAAAAAAUGGGUUCUGUUGUUUUCUGUGCAUUCUCAAACUCAUUUAUUAGAACAAUUUUUCUAUAUUUAAUUUUUUUAAAACAUAGGUUUUAAGUGGUGCUUUAAAAAUAUCCCUCACAAGUUAAAAAAAUAGUUAUUUCAGUGCUAGAUCUUACCAGCUAAAGACUUACGAUACCACUAUAGUAUAGUUGUUCCAGAAAUCUUCAUUUUAAAUAGAAGUGUUUACAGCAUCUUCUCCCCCACCCCCCAGUAUUGGUUUUCAGUACCUUCUUUAACAUAUAAUUACAAACCUUUCAAACCUGUAUUCCUUCUUUACACUCAGGAAAUUGUCUCCAAGCACCCUCCUCCCCAGUCCACAAAAGGAAGAAGAUGAAGAUUCUGUCUCCCUGUUCCCCCUCCCCAGUUUUCCAAAGUGUCUGAGCAUAUGCCUGGCUGUCCCUAGAUCAUCACCAUGCCACAUCCCUGCUCCCCACUUCCUGGCAGCCAAGGAAAGCCCUUUCUACAUACUAGAAAGAAAUACAUCUGAAAAGUUAGCUUUGGGGUGUUAGAAACUAGAAUAGACUUCUCCGCCACCGAGCUGCUAUGCCACACCCUCAGCCUGCUCGGGAGUGACAAACCCAAAGCAUUUUAAUCCACCCCUUCUCCCACCCCAGAUCCCAGAGACUCAUUCUGUGACUUUGUAACCACAGUCAUUCCUUUCAAACACAGAGGAGGAAUCAUUGCUUCAUCUGACUUUAUUCAAAUAUAGUAAUGCAUUAGCCAAAAUUAUUUGUGCAAAAUUUGAAAUGUUUUGUAUUUAAAUAUUAGAAAUAGCACAAAGUCAUGGAGUUUUUAAAAAUUGUUAUAAUUAAGUAAAAAUAAAGCUGAAUUGUGUCA
Callithrix jacchus (white-tufted-ear marmoset) is the source of this 2045-nucleotide messenger RNA. RefSeq names its product protein POLR1D. The record is from RefSeq and is a predicted model, not a curated record. NCBI's taxonomy places the organism in Eukaryota, Metazoa, Chordata, Mammalia, Primates, Cebidae.